AUGACGACGGGCAAAAGAAGCGAUAGCGAUGGCAGUGGCUUGGCGACAUCUGCAGCGAUUUCGGGAAAAUUAGAUCAUCAUUAUCCGAAACAUCCAAAGGGACUCACGGUGGCGCCUCAUCAAUUUCACUCAAAGUUAUUAGACGAUCAGCCAUCUGCGGCCCGGAUGGAGAGGUAUGCUGAACAUUUAGAUGGAGGCGAGAGAGGAGAAGAAGAGGACGAGGAAGAAGACGAGGAUGACGAUGACGAUGAAGGGGAAGGCAUGGAUGAGAUUGCCGAGUAUGGCGAUAUUUGUGGAGAGGAGGGGCAGGAAGAGGAAGAGGAAGAUUUAGGUGACCCUGAAGACGACGAGUAUGAGGGAGAAGAACCUGAAGGUGAGGAUGAUGAAGAAGAGGACAAAGAAUUUCCCUUAUUCCAGGCCUUAGAAGGUCACGGUCUUGCAGCUCUCGCAAACCACCCUGAGGAUGCUGACUCUGGCUUGGGCAGAUCUGGUACUUCUCAACGGACUUCCGGAGCUCAAUUUGGCCUCUCAGGUAAUCAGGAUCUCUCUGUCCCUCCACGUUUGCUUCAAAUUGAGCCUGAUCAUGAGGUUCACGCCACGACCGUUGAUCGCCUUACAGCUGCUGAGACUGCUAUUGCUGCGACAAAUAUAGGGAUUUCUUCGCGAUCUGGUCAUGGUCAGAGGCUAAAACACCUGAAGCAAAAGGCUCAGGCCAAAGUUCAACGCCAGCAACAACAGCAGCAUCAACUACAGCUCAAGGCGACGCAGUUCUUCUCACUCGAUUGCAGGGACUCGGCUUCAGAUGGCGUAACACUGGCACAGGAUAAAGUACCUCCCCCAGCCUCUGCAUUUGGCAGAGUAGAAUCUUAUAAAAAGUUGGACGUGCUUGGAGAGGGUUCCUACGCUACUGUAUACAGAGGCUAUUCGCAGUGA
This is a messenger RNA of Protopolystoma xenopodis, 933 nucleotides long. The record is from the annotation of a GenBank genome assembly. NCBI's taxonomy places the organism in Eukaryota, Metazoa, Platyhelminthes, Monogenea, Polystomatidea, Polystomatidae.